This is a messenger RNA of Dichomitus squalens LYAD-421 SS1, 732 nucleotides long. RefSeq lists its product as uncharacterized. The transcript has 5 exons. NCBI's taxonomy places the organism in Eukaryota, Fungi, Basidiomycota, Agaricomycetes, Polyporales, Polyporaceae. The coding region runs from base 426 to 605 and encodes 59 amino acids. The record is from RefSeq and is a predicted model, not a curated record.
CGGAAGGAGUGCGCGCUCUUUGAGGGUCCUUCUUUGGCCUUAUGAACGAGAUAUCACUAGGUCCAAUUGAACGAGAACCACUUUCCGUGGGAAUUCCCGUGUGGCCGCGGUGGAAAGACCUAUUCUCAGCCCUCAGCUGGCACUCGCCAUAGCCGUAGACAUCGAAGCAUCGGUUCGAGUGGGCAAAGCCCCAACAUACAAAUCCCAGUAUUCAUCGCAUUGAUAUUCAACUACUCGCUUAUCCAACAUCACCACCUCAGAUGGAUCCCAUGCUCAUUGCCACGACAACGCGCGCGUUGGAGCACGUAGAGCUGCCUGUCCAUCCACACUCACAACCACAUCCCAUCCCUACAUAUCCUGCUGCGACGCGGGUAUCGACUCAGGUACCCUAACAGUGACCCACGAUAUAUACCGCGCCAACCAGUAUGCCGUCAAACAUACAAUCCUUCCUGCUUACCGUCUCCGAGUUCGUGCAUCGUCCAUGCUCUCCGACCUUGGACAAUACGCCCACAUACCUCGGAUCCGCAGUCCUCAACCCUUCUACCCGCCCGGUCUCAGAAUUACGCCAAUGCCCUGUGAGUCACGCAACCACGACCAGAGAUUAGGACUUGGUUGUUUCGAUACCGGACUUAGCACGCGCUUACGGCCCGCCACAUACCUGGGCCUGCCAUGGCCACCACGCCCAGAAUCCACCUUCGUUCUCUAUUGGCCCCCACAGGUCGCCGAAAAUGA